AUGCCUGGCGAUAUCAACCUUUAUGUGUCCAAUGGCACAUGUUAUAUUGGACAGAACGAGCAGGCUGACAAGGCCAUGAUCCCCUGCGGCAACGCUGCCAACGAGCAUGCUGCAUGUUGCCAGGCUGGAGACAACUGUCUCGAGAGCAGCGUCUGCUUCAACAUCGACUUUGGCGUCACAUAUGUUUCUGGGUGCACCGAUCCUGCCUACAAGCACCCCAGCUGCCCUCCCAAGUUCCUCUACCAGAUGAUACCAGCGACGCCCUGGCUGGGUCUUUCUUACUGCAACGGCACAAGCGACGAGUGGGUGCUCUGUGAUCAGGCGCAGCACCCGAUUACCCUGACCGAGCCCGAUGCAUGCUGGUGUCCCAAGGACGAAGACGACCGAACAGCCACGCUGUCCCAGUCCUCCGUCAUCCCUGGUACCGCAUCGCUGCCGACCAAGAUACUGGGAAGCAUCCAAUUCAGCGUGGGUCAUUACCCAACACUGAACCCAGGCCAAGAGACGACCCCGACCACGGCAAGCGAUGCAGCAACAGGUCAAUCCUCCUCUGCCCUGACCAACUCCCCAGCCACACCCACAGCACAAACCACCGCAACCGACCUCGCCGCACCUCCCGACCAAGCCAACGAGACGGGCCCCAGCCCCAGCCCGAGCGCAAAGAUAGGCGCCAUCGCAGGAGGAGUGGCCGGUGCCCUCGUACUGCUGCUCCUCCUUGUGGGCAUCAUGUGCCUCCGCCGCCGCCGGACCAAGAAGCGCCUACAGCAGCAGGAGGAGGACCGCCGCGUGGAGAACUUCAUGAACGAGGGCGUCACCAUGAAGGGCGGCUCGGCCACGGACCCGGACCCCGACCCGCUCAACCUGGGGAUCGGCAUCGCACACGGGGGAUUGUCGCCGUCGCCGAGCAGCGUCGACACGUCGGCGGUGUCUGAGCUCGACUCGAGGGCCGCGCGGCCGUGGUCACUGCGCUCGGAGCUGGGGAACAACAACAACAACAACAACAACCACGCCUCAUCGCGGGGCUCGUCCAGCACAGCUGGUGGGUCUCAUGGUGAGGCGGCGAGGCGUGCGCCGAGCGAGUUGGCUGCGCAUCCCAUUGCUGAGUUGCCUGGAUGA
Molecule: messenger RNA, 1116 nt
Organism: Diaporthe batatas
Lineage: Eukaryota; Fungi; Ascomycota; Sordariomycetes; Diaporthales; Diaporthaceae
Exons: 2
Coding region: 1-1116 (371 amino acids)
Source: RefSeq, a predicted model, not a curated record